CUCCGUACACGUGACAUGUUUUUAUAUAGUCACGUGAUAUCGGAUGAUUUUCAUAUUGUCACGUGACAUUCAUACCACCGAGCUUGAAAUGAACAGAGAUAGCUGUAGAGACAAGUCCUUACAAGCUCAUUCAAUGGAGGAAAUCAUAGUCUCAAGCUCCAAUGGCAUCUACAACAUCAUUCUCAGCUCCCAUCCUCCCAAUCCACGUGCUUCCCCGACCUUCACAAGUAAUUUAUCAUGUAUGUAAAUCCUCGCGCCCCCAUUGGCCAAUAUCAACUUACCCGGCCGUAACAUUUUACCUCUUCUCCCUCGCUUAACCUCCCUCCUCCCUCCUCCUACGGAAUUUAAUGCGGCUCUCACCAAACCACUAGCUCCAAUCUCCUCCCUCCCAACCAGCCCAGCUGCCACUCAUCAAGCAUCCAAAACCUCACCGUCCCCGACCCUCACUCUCUUUCACAUCCACCCACCACACACGCCCGCCACAAUGCUCCGCACUCCCAUCACCCGCGCCCUCGGCGCCACCGCGCGCUCGUCCUUCAUCGCCCGCCCCGUCCAGUCCCGCGCCGCCCACGCCAUCUCCAACCCGACCCUCGCCAACAUCGAGCGUCGCUGGGAGCAGAUGCCGCCGCAGGAGCAGGCCGAUAUGUGGAUGGCCCUGCGCGACCGCAUGAAGACCAAUUGGGCCGAGCUGACUCUGCAGGAGAAGAAGGCCGCUUACUGGAUUGCCUUCGGUGCCCACGGUCCCCGUGCCGUCACGCCCCCAGGAGAGGGAUGGAAGGUCCUCGGAUACACACUCGCCGGUGUUGUCGUCUCCUUCGGCAUCUUUGCCGCUGUCCGCUCCUUCGCCAGAGGCCCACCAACCACCAUGACCAAGGAGUACCAGGAGGCAUCGAACGAGUACCUUCUCGCCCAGAACUCCGACCCCAUCAGCGGUCUCUCCUCGGAAGGCUACAAGGGCCGAGGAAUGGUCCAAUCCCCACCGGCCGCGAAGAAGUAAAGCAUCUCUCCGCCCGGCUACGACGAAUAAUAGACUCUUGUACUGUACAACCUCAAACCCGAUUCUCGGCACACGGCCGUUAUUCCGUUUGCCGCGCAUUUUACUUAUUCCCGCGGUUUAAUUUUUGUUGAUGGUGAGCGGCGGGAGGGGCCGGGAGGUCGGCUCGGAUUUGUACAAAGAUGAUUUUGAGAGCGGAAGUAGAAAUUUUGUGAGAAAAGUGGGGGAUGGGGGGAGCAGGUUUUUUUUGUGCAUAGAAAUGGAAGGUUGU
Messenger RNA from Pseudogymnoascus destructans, 1265 nucleotides. It is a transcript of the gene COX5A, whose product is annotated as cox5a, subunit VA of cytochrome c oxidase. NCBI's taxonomy places the organism in Eukaryota, Fungi, Ascomycota, Leotiomycetes, Thelebolales, Thelebolaceae. The record is from RefSeq and is a predicted model, not a curated record. The coding region runs from base 485 to 997 and encodes 170 amino acids. The transcript is spliced from 3 exons. Gene Ontology annotation, biological process: mitochondrial electron transport, cytochrome c to oxygen.